AUGAAAAAUAGAGUUCCCUUGAGAGAAUAAAAGCCAUUUGCCCAUCUUUAAUAAAAAUAGGAUAUUAAAGAAGAGAAAGGACCUGCAAAUUUUGUUGUCCCAGUUCAAACAACAAACAAAAGAAAAUCAAAUUUGCUCAAUAAUAAAGCAUUUGUAGCAGCAAUUAAAAAGGCUUGGCAAACUGGAAAUUUGGCCCUGGUGCAUUAUGAUUUAUAGGAUUUUCCUGAUGAGAUAAUUAAUAUUGACACCAUUAAUUUGGAGGGCGAAGAAUGGUGGUAGAAGUGUCCAUUAACAAAAUUGGAUUUAACCAAUAAUAAUAUUCAAGAUAUCCCUCUAUAUGAUACGUAAACCUUUAUUGUAAACUACUUAGAUUAUAAGAAUUAUAAGUGUUAAGACUGGGAAACAAUAAAAUUGGCAGAUUUCAUUUUGAUUUGACAAAGCAAUUUUAAAAUUUGAAAUCAUUAACACUUCAAAACAAUCAAUUGAUAGAAUUCUCAUGUCGUCUAGAUUCCAUAGUCGAAUUAAAUUUAGCAGAUAAUAAACUAACAGGAAUUGACAACCUCUACUUCCCAAAUUUAGAAAUACUAGAUAUCUCCAAUAAUUAAUUUGCACAACUUCCAUCGUACUUACCUCCUUUGAUCAAAAAGAUAUCUGCCAUCGGAAAUAAAAUACAAGCAAUCAAAUAAUCAGAUUUAAUAGAAUGCAAGAAAUUAGAAGACCUUCAAUUGUCUAAAAAUCAAAUAGCAUUCAUAGAAGAAGGAGCAUUUUACAAUUUAAUUCAAUUACGAGUAUUGGAUUUGAAAGAGAACAAACUUAAGUAUUUUACCCAGGAGUUACUUGGAGAUAAUCAUGAGUGUUUAGACUCAAUUCAGUUAUCUUUUAAUUAAUUGGAUGUUUAUAAUUGCUAUGUAGGAAUUCAAAAUUUAUCAGUUCUACUCUUAAAUAAUAAUAAAAUCAAAGAAUUGCAUAAAGAAAUCAUAAACUUAAAAAAUUUAAAGACUCUUGAUAUAUCAAAUAAUGAUUUGGGUGACUUACCUUCUUAAUUAGGAUUUUUAGCAUAAUUAGUUAGAAUUUAACUUGAGGGCAAUCCAUUAAAGUGCAUUAGAUCAAAUAUUCGAAGUGCCGGCGCUCUUCAAUUAAAAAAGUAUCUUCAAUAAAGAACUGAUGAUGCUGCCAAAUUGGAAGUGUAAGCAGACCCUAAGCUCAAAUAAUAAUUAUAUUAGUCUAAUAACAUAUGGGAAGAAUAUUUAAGGAAUUUCCUACAUAAAGACGAAUUAGCUAUUAGACAAAAAAGUAUCAAUCAAAUAGAUAAUUGUGUAUUUCGAUUGACUAAUCUGAUCAUCCUUGAUUUUUCAUAAAAUAAUAUUGAAAUGAUCCCAGAUCAAAUCCAGUAAUUAAGAAAUCUAAAGAAGGUUAAUUUUAAUGAGAAUAAAAUUACUUAAAUAUCCUUAUAUUUGUUCAAUUUACCAGAUUUGGUGGAAUUGGAAUUAAGAUAAAAUAAAAUUCAAUUCCUACCAUCAAGAGAACAAGUCUAUUUACCUAAUUGUAAUUUUCUAAUAUUAUUUUCAUAGUAAUUCAUCUAGAUCUUGGAAAAAACUUACUUUAAAGUAUUCCUAACUUCAUACCAGAUUUAACAAGAUUAAGGAGAUUGCUAUUGGCAUAUAAUUAAAUUGAUUCAAUUGAUAUUUUACUAUAGAAAGAAUCGAUAUUAGAAGUACUUGAUAUUAGCAAUAAUUCAAUUGAUUAAUUAAACGAUGUAAGUAAUGUAGAUAAAUAUAGGAAAUCUAUUUUAAAAUGCCCAAUUUAUAGCAUUUAAAUCUUUAGAAUAAUAAUAUGAGGACAUUUCCUACGAUAUUAGGUUUCAUGUCUCUAAAAACAUUACAAAUUGAUGGCAAUCCAACAAAAUUGAUUAGCAGAUAAAUAAUAGACAAAGGAACUGUUCACAUUCUAGAUUACUUGGCUAAGAAACAUCCCUUAAAUUAGAUACCCCCUAAGAUUCAACCUAUCAUCAUAGAGGAAGCAGUGAUAAAUAACUAAUCCUAAAUGUCUUAAUAAUAGUCUUUAAAAUAAAGAUAAUCUAAUUAGAAUAGUAAAUCAUCUGCAUCCUCAUAGAUGCUUGUAGAGGAACCAAGAUAAUAGAGAUAAUAUGAGCAAUAAUAAAUAAUAUAGGAAUAGCCUUAACAACAGUAAUAAAGAUAGCAAUAAUAUGUUGAUAUCGGAUAGCUGAGAAUUGAAUUUCAAAAUCUUGAAAUAAAGAUUAAGUAUAUUGAUUUUUGAUUUAAUUUUAGAUAGUUGGAAAGAGAAUUAAAUGAAAACUUUUCAUUAAAUAAGUUCCAGAUUUAAGAGAAAAGGAAAGUUUUAUAGAGUCUUAUGCUUUAAAGAUCUGCUAUAUUAUAAUAAAUUAAUAGUUUUUGA
Molecule: messenger RNA, 2415 nt
Organism: Paramecium octaurelia
Lineage: Eukaryota; Ciliophora; Oligohymenophorea; Peniculida; Parameciidae
Source: the annotation of a GenBank genome assembly